CACCAUAAGGGUGCUGGAAACUGAACCCAGGUCCUCUGGAAGAGCAACCAAUGCUUAGCAGCUUAGGCAUCUGUCUCUGCAGCCCAGCUCAUGGGAGGCUAAUGUAGAAGGCUCUCCCAGUUUAAGGCAAGCCUGGGCUACAGUGGAGAAAGGCGCUCACAGACACAUAAUGUCAAUAGUCCGUUCAGCCGUCCACGCCAAAUGGGUUGUGGGGAAGGUGAUUGGUACAGCAAUGGUAAAAACUGCUAAAGUAAGAGCAACCAGACUUGUUUUGGAUCCCUACUUACUGAAGUACUUUAAUAAGCGGAAAACCUACUUUGCUCAUGACGCCCUUCAGCAGUGCAGCGUCGGGGACAUCGUGCUCCUCAGAGCUCUGCCCGUCCCACGAGCAAAGCACGUGAAACACGAACUGGCAGAGAUCAUCUUCAAAGUGGGCCGAGUUAUCGACCCGGUCACAGGAAAGCCCUGUGCAGGAACCGCCUACCUAGAGAGCCCCCGCAGUUCAGAAGCCACUCCCCCCUGCGAAACUCAGGAAGAGCUCAAGUCCUCCUGAACCUGGGGAAGAGGGAGCCAGCGGAUGUCUGUCUGUUUGCUCAGUGGCUUUUCAUACUGUUUCUCCUGUGACAUUAGAAGUAUUCAACAGAGUAAAGAGCUUAGCGUUCCAUAAAGGUUCGCAUCCUUUUUCAGAUUCUCUGCCCUGAA
Molecule: messenger RNA, 702 nt
Organism: Rattus rattus (black rat)
Lineage: Eukaryota; Metazoa; Chordata; Mammalia; Rodentia; Muridae
Gene: Mrps17
Product: mitochondrial ribosomal protein S17
Exons: 3
Coding region: 170-553 (127 amino acids)
Biological process (GO): mitochondrial translation
Cellular component (GO): mitochondrial small ribosomal subunit; ribosome
Molecular function (GO): structural constituent of ribosome
Source: RefSeq, a predicted model, not a curated record